Molecule: messenger RNA, 906 nt
Organism: Zasmidium cellare ATCC 36951
Lineage: Eukaryota; Fungi; Ascomycota; Dothideomycetes; Mycosphaerellales; Mycosphaerellaceae
Exons: 2
Coding region: 1-906 (301 amino acids)
Molecular function (GO): protein binding
Source: RefSeq, a predicted model, not a curated record
AUGGCGGACUACGCCCCACCAACCGGGCCCCCGCCGCCCAAAGUCCCAGAGGGCUACAAAGCCAUCUGGAACGACCAAUACAAAGAAUGGUUCUACGUCAACAUCUACACCAAAAAAUCCCAAUGGGACAAACCCACCGAGCCCGUCUACCCACCGCACGCCUCGGACGAAGCGCCUCCGCCGGGCCCGCCGCCCACCUACGACCACAGCGCGAGCAGGCCGGUGGGGCCGGAGAAAGGAGGAGGGUUGGGGAGCAAUAACCCGUAUAACGCCGGCGGCGGCGCGGAGAGCGAUGAGGCGUAUGCGCGACGGUUGCAGCAGGAGGAGGAUGAGCGGGCCAAACACGCCGCUGGGGGGAGUGCGAGUCGAGGGGCGUCGGAUAGCUACUACGGCGGUGCACAGAGUAGUCCGUACGGCCAGGCGCCCUCGUACCCGUCGCAGCAGCAGACCUCGCCACCGCCACAGCAGGAGAAGAGUCGAGGUUUCUUCAGCAAGUUAUCUGGGAAACUCGGCAGUGGCGGAUCAUCGUCUUCUCCCCGUCCAGGGCAGGGCUACGGCCAGGGGUAUGGAGGCUAUCCACCGCAGCAACAGGGCGGAUAUGGCGGGUACCCUCCCCAACAGCAAGGUUAUGGCGGCUAUCCCCCUCAGCAGGGUUAUGGUGGAUACCCACCGCCGCAACAAGGCUACGGCGGGUACGCGCCCCAGCAACAGCAGCAGCGUCGCCAUGGCGGUGGUCUAGGAGCUGGAGGUGGAGCGUUGCUCGGCGCGGGAGCUGGUCUGGUCGGAGGCGCAUUGCUCAUGGAUGCGUUCGAUGAUCAUGAGCAGGAUGCUUAUCAGGAGGGUUAUCAGGAUGGUGGAGGCGGGGAUGAUUAUGGUGGGGAUGAUUUUGGUGGUGGGGAUUUUUAA